AUGCAGACACUCUACCAGAUGCACAAUGUGGAACAGUACAGCAGCGUUUACGCCUCGUCCUCUUGCAGCAUGGACUCGCUGGCGAGCAGCAUCGACGACGGCGACAGCACGUCCCUGGCGAAGCUUCAGCGGUAUAACUCGUACGACAUCAGCCGGGACACCCUGUUUGUGUCGAAGUGCAUCUGCCUCAUCACCCCGCUGCCCUUCAUGCAGGCCUCUCGGAAGUUCCUGCUGCAGCUACACAAGGCAGUGACCUCCCAGCAGCCGCCACCCCUCCCCUUGGAGAGCUACAUUCAUAACAUCCUCUACGAGGUGCCCCUGCCCCCUCCUGGCCGCUCACUGAAGUUCUCCGGGGUCUACGGGCCUGUUAUCUGCCAACGGCCGGGGCUGAGUGAGUUGCCGUUGUUUGACUUCCCGCUGAGGGAAGCCUUUGAGUUGUUGGGCUUGGAAAAUCUGGUUCAGCUCUUCACGUGCGUGCUUCUAGAGAUGCAGAUUCUUCUGUACUCACAAGAUUACCAGCGGCUGAUGACAGUAGCUGAAGGAAUCACCACGCUCCUCUUCCCCUUCCAGUGGCAGCAUGUCUACGUUCCCAUUCUCCCGGCCUCCCUGCUGCACUUCCUCGACGCUCCCGUUCCGUACUUGAUGGGCUUGCAGUCCAAGGAGCCCAAUGACCGGUCCAAGUUGGAGCUGCCGCAAGAGGCCAAUCUGUGCUUUGUGGACAUUGACAACCACUUCAUCGAGCUGCCAGAAGACUUCCCCCAGUUCCCAAACAAGCUGGAGUUCAUCCAGGAAAUCUCCGAGGUGCUGCUGCAGUUUGGGAUCCCACCCGAGGGGAACCUGCACUGCAGCGAGAGCGCCACCAAGCUAAAGAACCUGGUGCUGGAUGACCUGGCCAACGACAAGAAGAAUGGCAACCUGACCAGCAACACCAUCAACAUGUACGAGCUGCUGAAGGGCAACGAGACAUUGGCUCGGCUUCAGGCAUUGGCCAAACGCACUGGGGUGACGGUGGAAAAGAUGGAGAUUGCCCCCCAGCUGGCAGCGGCGAAGGAGAAGGACACCAAGUGCCAGAACAGCGAGGAAGAGCUGCGGGAUUACAAGCUCACCGUGCAGCUCCGAGAAGUGUUUGCCAACCGCUUCACCCAGAUGUUCGCCGACUACGAGGCCUUCGUCAUCCAGCCCACUCAGGACAUGGACGCUUGGCUCACCAACCGUGAGCAGAUGCAGAAUUUCGACAAGGCAUCGUUUCUGUCUGACCAGCCAGAGCCCUACCUCCCCUUUCUCUCCCACUUCAUAGAAACUCAGAUGUUUGCAACUUUCAUUGACAACAAGAUUGUAUCACUGUGGGAGGAGAAGGAGCCUCUUCUCAGAGUGUUUGAUUCACGCAUUGAGAAGAUGAAGAUCUACAAUGUUCGCGUCCCCACGUUACGCACCUCAAGUUAUCAGAAAUGCACUGUCUUGAAAGAAUCUGAGUAUGAAAUGAUCACAAAACGUGACAAUUUCGCCAAAACAGCUGGCUUGCUCGAAGGCAUUGUUCCUUCGACAUCCAAGCACCAGAGCCUCACAUGCUUUACCCAGAAGACAAGGAAGCAACUGAUCAACUGCCAGAAUCUAGGCAAACUGACCACGGUUCGGAUUGGACAUGAUAACUCAGGUCUGCUGGCCAAGUGGUUAGUGGAUUGUGUGAUGGUCAGGAAUGAGAUUACAGGCCAUACCUACAGGUUCCCCUGUGGACGGUGGCUUGGGAAAGGAGUAGACGAUGGCAGUCUGGAGCGGAUCCUGGUCGGUGAACUCAUCACCCCGGUGGUGGAGGAAGACCUGAGCAAGCAGUGUCGCACUCCACCUCAGCUCCGAUCGCCGACCGUCGCCCGCCGUCUGAGCAUCACGUCCCUCGGGGGGAAGACAGCCAAACCCAAUGCUGGCCAAAUCCAGGAAGGAAUUGGGGAAUCAAUAAAUAAUAUUGUGAAGCAUUUUCAUAAACCAGAAAAAGAGAGAGGCAGUCUGACCAUUCUGCUGUGCGGGGAGUUUGGCCUCGUCUCUGCCCUGGAGCAAGUCUUUCACCAUGGGUUCAAGUCUGCUCGACUCUUCCAGAAAAACGUCUUCAUCUGGGACUUCAUAGAGAAAGCCGUCAUGUACUUUGAGGCGACGGAGGAGGAUGAGGACUCACAGGAAAACCUGCUGAAGCUGAAAGGCUGCUCUGCAACGUUCUGUCAGUACGUCAAUGCCAUCUCUGCAGCGCCCCGCAGUAUUGGGAAGGAUGGGAAGUUACAGUUGCUCGUCUGUCUCGGUGCAAGGGAUCACCUGUUACCCCAGUGGAUCCCGCUGCUAGCGGAAUGCCCGGUGAUCUCCAGGAUGUAUGAAGAUGGUGCCCUGCUCCGGGAUCACGCCGCUGUCAACUCACUAAUCCGGGUCCUGCAGACGCUGCAUGAGUUCAACAUCACGCUGGAAGCCUCGCUGGUCAAGGGCAUUGACCUGUAACAUUGGAACUUCAGAGCUGCAGAGCCUGGCCCCACAUC
Molecule: messenger RNA, 2516 nt
Organism: Rhincodon typus (whale shark)
Lineage: Eukaryota; Metazoa; Chordata; Chondrichthyes; Orectolobiformes; Rhincodontidae
Product: DENN domain-containing protein 5B-like
Exons: 12
Coding region: 1-2478 (825 amino acids)
Molecular function (GO): small GTPase binding; guanyl-nucleotide exchange factor activity
Source: RefSeq, a predicted model, not a curated record